This is a messenger RNA of Calliphora vicina (urban bluebottle blowfly), 1905 nucleotides long. It is a transcript of the gene Hexo2, whose product is annotated as Hexosaminidase 2. Gene Ontology annotation, biological process: glycosaminoglycan metabolic process; carbohydrate metabolic process; ganglioside catabolic process. The record is from RefSeq and is a predicted model, not a curated record. NCBI's taxonomy places the organism in Eukaryota, Metazoa, Arthropoda, Insecta, Diptera, Calliphoridae. Gene Ontology annotation, cellular component: lysosome; plasma membrane. Gene Ontology annotation, molecular function: beta-N-acetylglucosaminidase activity. The coding region runs from base 70 to 1854 and encodes 594 amino acids. The transcript has 6 exons.
AAAUUAAAUAAAAUAAAUUAAAAUAAAUUGAAUCAAUGAUAAUAAAACAUUAAAAAUAAAUUAAAUACAAUGAAGUUAAAAAGUGCAAUAUUACCUAUAAUCUUACAAAUUGUUUUAAUAAUUGCCACAAAAGCCAAGGAAACUGAGGAGAGCCCACUAUGGAUUUGUACCUCAUCGGAUCUUUGUCUACUGGACACAGCACCAAAUAUUGGAGAUGAAAAACGUUUUGAAAGUCAACAUGAUUGUCGGUUGUCAUGUGGUAAAUAUGGCGCCAUCUGGCCAAUGCCCACCGGCGAUUGUAGCCUGUCUAAGGAACGUGUGCACUUCGAUCCAUGGAAGGUGCGUUUUAAUGUGGUGGCUCCGACAUCGGCUACCACACAGUUUAUACGUGAAACAAAUCGUAUAUUCUUGAGUAACAUCAUCAAGGAGUGUGUAAGCAAUUGUACACUGGAAAGCAGUAAAGAGAUAUUGGUGAAGGCCACUAUAAACUCAUCGAGUUUGUCGCUAGAUUGGACAACAGAUGAAUCGUAUGUGCUGUUAAUAAGAACUACAGGUACCGCCACUUUUGUUGACAUUAAGGCUCCCACUGUUUAUGGUGGCCGUCAUGCUUUUGAGACUUUGAGUAAUUUAAUAACUGGCUGUAUUACCAAUGGUUUGCUUAUGGUCGAUGCCGCACGUAUUUAUGAUCGUCCUUUAUAUCCUCAUCGUGGUGUGUUACUGGAUACUGCUCGUAAUUUCAUGCCCUUACGACAGAUACGCAAUACUUUGGAUGCCAUGGCUGCUUCGAAGUUGAAUGUAUUCCAUUGGCAUGUGGUGGAUACGCAUAGUUUUCCCUUGGAAAUUACUAGAGUACCGGAAAUGCAACGCUUUGGAGCCUAUUCCCCCACAAAUACUUACUCCCGUACCGAUACCAUAAACAUGAUUAAAUAUGCCCGCCUAAGAGGCAUACGAGUACUUAUGGAAAUAGAUGGUCCUUCGCAUGCCGGCAAUGGUUGGCAAUGGGGUCCCAUGGCUGGCAUGGGUAAUAUGGCAGUGUGUAUCAAUCAAAAACCCUGGCGAUCAUUUUGUGUGCAACCACCUUGUGGUCAACUUAAUCCCUUGAAUGAUAAUAUGUACUCGGUAAUGAAGGAAAUCUAUGAGGAUAUAGCUGAAGUGGGUGCUCCGGAAGAAACCAUACAUAUGGGAGGUGAUGAAGUGCACAUAGACUGUUGGAACAACACCGCUGAAAUAACAAAGAAAAUGCGUGAGACAGGUUUUGAUCUCUCACUACCGAGUUUCUAUAAAUUAUGGUCGGUUUUCCAUGAGAAAAACUUAGAGUCUUGGGAUGAAGUAAACCAGAGACAAUAUCCAAACAUCAAAGAACCUAAAUCGACUAUAGUUUGGUCUAGUCAUUUAACGGAUCCUGAGUAUAUAGAACACUAUUUGGCCAAAGAACGUUUCAUCAUACAAACUUGGGUGGGCUCCUCUGAUCCCUUGAACGAUCAAUUGUUAAAAAAGGGCUAUCGCAUAAUAGUUUCUACAAAGGAUGCCUGGUAUUUGGAUCAUGGUUUUUGGGGAAGAACUCAAUAUUACAAUUGGGCCAAGGUAUACAAUAAUAAAAUUGAAAGUAGUCCCAAGAUUUUAGGUGGUGAAGUUUGCAUGUGGAGUGAAUAUGUUGAUCAGAAUUCUGUGGAGGCUCGCAUUUGGCCUAGAGCUGGGGCAGCUGCUGAGCGUUUGUGGUCCAAUCCCAAGACAAGUUCUCUUUUGGCCCAAUAUCGCUUCUAUCGCUACAUACAGCGUUUGAUUGCUCGUGGUAUACGGCCUGAUGCUGUUUGCCCCAAAUGGUGCAUUUUAAAUGAGGGACAAUGUUUUUAAACUAAAUUGAAUGUAUGAAUUUAUAUGAAAUAAAAAUUAUUUAUUAGUGUA